CCCCCCCCCCCCCCCGCCUCUCACCAUGCCUUUGAUCCGUACCACCGAAGUCAAUGAGGACACGCGUGUCCUGGGAUACGACGCCCUGCUCUCUCCCCAGUUCCUGCAGACGGAGAUCCCCGGUGUGAGUCACACUAGCCCCCACCCCAGCUAGAUUGUCUUCCCAGCCAGAAAUCCAUGCCCCGCGCACGGCAACAUGCAUGGGGCUCCCCAAUGCUGCCCUACCAUCAACAGGAGACAGACCCCAUGAGACAAGUGUGUGAGUCUAUAUGCUAACGUCCAUCAUCUAGCAAAAACAUGCCAUUGAGACUGUCCGUUCUGGACGCAACCAGGCCAUUGAAAUCAUUGAGCAGCGCGAUGACCGUCUGCUGGUCAUGGUCGGCCCCUGCUCGAUCCAUGACCCUGCCACGGCUCUCGAGUAUGCCGGGCGUCUCAAGGAGCUCUCUGAGAAGCUUUCCACCGACCUCUGCGUCAUCAUGCGUGCCUACCUUGAGAAGCCCCGCACCACCGUGGGAUGGAAGGGCCUGAUCAACGACCCCGACAUCGACGAGUCCUACAACAUCAACAAGGGUCUCCGGGUCUCCCGUCAGCUCUACGCCGACCUGACCGGCAUGGGCAUCCCCAUCGCCAGUGAAAUGCUGGAUACCAUCUCCCCCCAGUACCUGGCCGAUCUGAUCUCGCUGGGUGCCAUCGGUGCUCGCACUACCGAGUCUCAGCUGCACCGCGAGCUCGCCUCCGGUCUCAGUUUCCCCAUCGGCUACAAGAACGGCACUGACGGCAACCUCACUGUUGCCAUUGACGCCAUUGGUGCUGCCGCUCACCCCCACCGUUUCCUGGGUGUGACCAAGCAGGGUCUCGCCGCCAUCACCAAGACCUCCGGCAACGAGCACGGCUUCGUCAUCCUCCGCGGCGGUGCCAAGGGCACCAACUACGACCGUGACAACAUCAAGGCCGCUCGCGAAGCCCUGCGCGCCAAGAAGCAGCGCGAGGUCGUCAUGGUCGACUGCUCGCACGGUAACUCCAACAAGAACCACCGCAACCAGCCCCUGGUGGCCAAGGAGGUCGCCGACCAGCUCCGUGAGGGCCAGGAUGCCAUCGUCGGUGUCAUGAUCGAGUCCAACAUCCACGAGGGCAACCAGAAGGUUCCUCCCGAGGGCCCCUCCGGUCUGCGCAAGGGUGUCAGCAUCACCGACGCCUGCAUCGACUGGGAAACCACCGUCACCACCCUCGAGGACCUCGCCGACGCCGUUCGUGCCCGUCGCGCCGCCAAGAUCGCCCAGGCCAAGGCCUCCUCCAAUGGAGCCUCGCAGUGAGCCAUCCAUCCAUCUUGGACUGCCUGCCUCUACGAAUUAAAUCCCAAGCGAGUCUGUUCUGAAUUGAUUUAGAUACCAUAGCCAGGGGGUGAAUCCUCUAUUCCACCUCAUUUUGGUUCUCUUCAUUUGACUUUUAAUUUUUUUCGGCGACUAUUUCCUGGCUUUCUGUUCCCCGCUGGAAUUGGGCAGUUGUUCUGUUCCCUUGCUUCCUUUACUUUCCAUAAAAGCUUUCAUUUGAUCUCUUCUUCUUCUUUCUUCUUCUUUCUUCUCUUUUCUGUGUAUUUCUUUCCUCUAUUUUCUGUCUACAGAAGACAGACAGUGCGUAAUGAUAGUUUGGUAAUAGAAACAUUAUUGUGGACA
Aspergillus heteromorphus CBS 117.55 is the source of this 1673-nucleotide messenger RNA. RefSeq names its product 3-deoxy-7-phosphoheptulonate synthase. NCBI's taxonomy places the organism in Eukaryota, Fungi, Ascomycota, Eurotiomycetes, Eurotiales, Aspergillaceae. Gene Ontology annotation, biological process: aromatic amino acid biosynthetic process. The transcript is spliced from 2 exons. Gene Ontology annotation, cellular component: cytoplasm. The record is from RefSeq and is a predicted model, not a curated record. The coding region runs from base 375 to 1313 and encodes 312 amino acids. Gene Ontology annotation, molecular function: 3-deoxy-7-phosphoheptulonate synthase activity.